GAAUAUUUCUCUUUAUUGCGAAUCAUGGGUGUGACGGCUGCGUCCCGCAAUAGGACGAAAUGUAUUACGCCCAGUCGGAUGAUAUAAACGCACGUUCUGACUUUACAGAUGGUCGCAGAUACGAUUGUUGUGGUAUAAGUUUCAAGAUUCAAGCUAUCUGCUUAAACAUGGCAAGUCUUACACAACAAAAGGAUGUUAGCGUACGGUGGAUAUUGGCUGGCGUCGUUCGUGUCUUGUUGACGUUAGCGGCAUGGAACAUUUCAGACGUUUCUGCCCAAGGUGGAGCCCUGAAGUACAUUGGAAACAUGAGCUUUGUUCGUAUAGUCCCUGAAGGCUCUUCCGUCGAUCUCAGCUGUGAACUCAAUGACCCAUCAGUGGCCGUGAGAUUGUGGCAGAUGUUAAGGUUUGGGGGAAUGUUCACCCCGAGGAAGAACUUGGUAAACUACGGACAGUUAUUUACUCUUCACAACGUCAGCAACAACAUGCAGGGCACGUACAUAUGCAGGGCAAGAAAGCGAAGAUUUUCACAAAAUAUUGGAAUGAUCUACCUUAAAUCAAGUCCCAAAGAUCCCCCGAAACCAGCGGUGGAUGCAGGGCAAAAACAUAUUCUUGUCAGUAGAGAUGUCAAUCUCACAUGUAAAGCUACAGGCACAAGAAUCUCGUAUGUUCAAUGGUACAAAAGAGCUCGGCCACUGUCCAUGCAACAGCAGGCAGUCAUCAAAGAACUGAACCUCAAUGGCGAAACAUGGAUCAACACUCUCGUGUUGAAAAAUGUCCAGAUAAACCAGGCUGGAUGGUACGAGUGUCGCGUGUUUGAGACUAACGAAGCCUUCGGGUUUUGGUCAACUGCUGUCAAACUGAACGUGAUAAACAAAACCGAAUGCCCGGAACUUGACGGCACUUUUGUCGACCCGGAAAGAGCCACGGGGUAUCUCGUUUGUUUGGGUGGCAUAAGUACCAGGAUGAAUUGCUCAAAGGGACUGGUGUGGAGAGACGACAGGAAAGCUUGUGAUAAACCAGCACCAGUCGUAAAAUGGACGUCAACUUAUCACUCGCUGCGACUGAUAAGAAAAACCGUCGGAGAGUCCGUGACAUUGAAUUGUAACAUCAGCGACCCUAGUGUGCGAGUCAAGCUGAAACAGAAGGUUGUUUCUGGCGGAACGCGUGAACGAUUCACGGAUGGAUGCAGAGUCAGCCGCUAUGGUCAGACCUUUGUUAUCCACGCCGUGAAUUUUAAAGACUUUGGUAUCUAUUAUUGCGAGGCACCCCAUCUCAAGAUAAGACGGAAGGAAGAAGCCUACUUAAAAGUCCAGCCAGCUCCAUCAUCGGCCAUUUACCAGGGAUACAGAAACUUAUUUGUAUCGUUUGGAAGUUCUUUGGAUCUGAACUGUGGAGCUCCUAACAUAUUUCAACCGUUGAUUUUCCUGGAGAUAAUUCGCAUGGACGGCAUAAACCAGCUGAUACCUGAUGGCCACAGGGUCACUUUGACUGGAAGAAUCGUGACCAUCCAUGGAAUGGAUCGCAGCAUGAGGGGCAGGGUUGUCUGUAAAGUCAUCUCGUCUUGUAACCAGGCUCAGGAAGAUGUCGAUCUUGGGAACCUUUUACCAGUUCCACCAAAAGGAACACCACCUAUACCAGAAGUAUCACAGCAAUUGUCAGUCGUUGAAGAAGGCGAAAGUUUAAACAUCACAUGUUCAGUUUCUGGUGGAGAAAGACACGACAUCGCUUGGUUCAAGAACAAAGAACCUGUGUCUGAGAACCUUAUCUUCUCUUCAGCUUAUGGUAGUGUGCUCAUGCUUAAAAAUGCCAGCGAGUCUGAUGCAGGAGACUAUGAGUGUAGAGCUACGGAUUUUGGCCGCGGAUAUUGGCUGAAAACAGCAACCGUCCUAUUGAAAGACUCGUCGGCUCCGGUGCAGACUUCUAUACCAUCCACUACAACACCUUAUUUACCAACAACACAGGUAGAUCCAUUAGUGACUGAAAUAGCGCCAUAUCAGCCAGUUGAUAUCGUCUGCCGCAUGUUUCAAGCUGACUUUGAGAUAAAUUUAUGGCAAGAAACUACUCCAGGGACUUUUAUUCAAAGAGCAGCUGAUGGCGUAGCUAUCAUUCGCCAAGGAAAUACUUUUACAAUAACUCAGGGAAGGCAGAACGACGAAGGGAGAUAUUAUUGCCUGGCAGCGAACUCCCAGAAAAUUCUGGCUGCUGUCCUAACUUUUCCAGAUAACAAGCCCCCGAAGAUCAUCAACUUCACAACCAAGGCAUCCGUGAACGCCUCUCAAAACGUAAAGCUCUUUUGCGAAACGGAAGGCAAACCUCCAUUUGCAGACGUUCAGUGGUUCAAAAAUGGCGUUAGUGUUGGAAGGUGUAAGGGCGAGCUGAAACAAAACAAAACGUGCCUCCUGGACCAAUACCAAAAAAAGUAUAGCAUUUCCUGGAGAGGGUCUGGAGCCGAGUUGCUGAUUAAGAAUGUUUUUCACCCAUUUGAUACCGGAGAAUUCACCUGCGUUGCUGUCAAUACUGUUGGGAUGGAUAACAAAACCGUCCAUUUGGAUAUCUACGAAAAGCCAGUACUCAACAAGAAAAACGACACAGAUUUUCGUGUGCUGUCCUUUCAAGAUGCCACCAUGAUCCAGUCUACAGCUUUACGAGGCCACCCGAUACCUCACUUCAAGUGGUUUCAACAGCAAAUCACAAUUUGCACGUCAGGAUGCAAACCAGACGCGAAAAGAUGGGGACGUGUUCCACGUCACGUGAUCGAUCCUUCGGAGCAAGUUCCUUCACGAAUCAGCAGUCUGUACCUACCCCCUGGAAGAAAAGGGUACUUCUUCCGAUGCAUCGCCGAGAAUUCUCUUGGACACGAUGAUGUAGUAUUUUCGGUUCACAGAAUGGAUAUUGAGACUGUUUUACCGGAAAUCAUUCCCUCCUCUCCGAUCCAACGUGUGGAUGAAGGAAGCCGAUUUACAGUCCUAUGCCAAGCGAGUACCGGGGACUUCCUGCAUCUCGCGUGGCAAAGAAGAAGUAGACCCCAGGAACUACCGACCACACUAACAAGAAACAAACAUAAUAUCACGAGUGCUUUAACUAUUGAACACGCGCAGUUAGAAGAUGCUGACGAAUACGUGUGUUAUGGUUAUGGUUGGACAGCAAACGAGACAAAGAUCUCGGUGAUAACAGUUAAUGUUACAGAGUUUGUUGUUCCUGUUGUUUCUCUCUCAAACCAAACAAUUCAAGAGGAAAAAACGAACAGCACGACCUUGACAUGCUUCAUCUCAUCCGGGUAUCCAGCACCAAACAUCACGUGGUAUAAAGAUGACAAAAAGUUGAGCCUGCUUGCUCUUCGGUCUGCGGAUGACUGUAGAAUAAAUGGCUUUCAUUACAAGGAGAAACAUCGACCGCCUUUUGCCAAAGACCUGGUAAUAUGUAAACCAAGUCACGCAGAGAACACGGGCGUUUACAAGUGUGAAGCUAAGAAUAGCAAAGGAAUCGCUUCUAGUGAAGCGUUUUUAAAUGUUUUAGCUCAGCCGAACAUUUUCAACAUGGUGGAUCACAAACUGCCCAAGGGGCUUGGCGAGAAAGUUAACGUAAGCUGUAAAGCAACAGGCAAUCCCACUCCCUCAGUCAACUGGGUCAGGAAAACUGCGGACGGUCAUCAUGUACCAGUCACGCAAUUGCACGGAAAGAACCACACCCUUCGAAUCAAUUCUCUGCUAGAAGAACACUACGGGGACUACAUGUGCUUAGCGGAAAACAAGUUUGGUAGUGAUUCCGUGGUUUUAUCUCUUGUUAAACCAGCACCAGUUGGAGCCGCGAAGGGCCCGGGACCAACAUCCAAAGUCUCAUUGAUAGUGGCCAUUGUCGUCAGUGUGGCUCUCCUCCUUUUGCUCCUGUUAAUCGCCGCCAUUUUGUAUCGCCGACGUCAGCUGUAUGGAGGUCUCUAUAUCUGCACCACUCCUCCUCUGCCAGACAUGAUACCAAGGCUGGAUUCUUCCAUUCCUCUCAUCGAACAAGUAAACAAGCUGCCGUAUGAUAAGCGGUGGGAGUUUCCUCGAGAACAGCUCCACUUUGGUAAAGUGCUUGGCUGUGGUGCGUUUGGCGAAGUGUACUUAGCUGAAGCUGAAGGAAGUAUCAUUAGUGACAACAUAUCGGCAAAAACCUCAAGACAUCGAUUAUCGACAACCCGAGACUCGCGGAGAGGCUCCAUCAUAUCCCAGGGACCAAUUAAAGUAGCCGUGAAAACACUAAAAGAGAGAGCGGAAGAAUCAGAACGCAAAGACUUAAUAUCUGAACUCAAAAUAUUGAUACACAUUGGAUCACACAAGAACAUCGUCAACUUGCUAGCCGCCUGCACAAAGGGCCGAUACUGUGAUAUUUGUGUAAUUAUUGAGUACUGCCCUCAUGGAAACAUGUUACAGUUUUUAAGGAACAAGAGAGAAAUUUACAAUCCAACAUGGCUUCCGCCUACCGAGGACCCUGAUAAACAGUUCAGCAUAACUGAUGUGGUGAGCGCAGCUUUUCAAGUUGCGAGGGCCAUGGAAUUUCUUGCGUCUAGAAAGUGUGUUCACAGAGACCUCGCAGCCAGAAAUGUUCUCGUGGGAGAAAACUAUGUGGUAAAAGUGGCUGACUUUGGACUGGCAAGAGAUGUUUACAAAGACGACACGUACAUCAAGGUCUCACCGGGCCUGGUACCAGUUAAAUGGAUGGCAAUAGAAUCUCUCACUGACCGUGUCUAUUCCGAGCAGAGUGACGUAUGGUCCUUUGGAGUUUUUCUUUGGGAAUUGUUCACUCUCGGUGGAAAUCCUUAUCCUAAUAUACCGCCCACUGAAAUUUAUCAAUACAUCAUAGAAGGAAAUCGAAUGGAAAGACCAGUGGACUGUCCCGAGGAAAUGUAUUGUAUGAUGAUAGACUGCUGGAUGGAGAAGCCAGUGGACCGACCGAACUUUACCACCCUGGUGCAGAGGUUGGAUCGCGUGAUCGAAUCCAACAUUGCUGCCAUGGGCCGCGAAGGAUAUUUGGAACUUGGGAACGACCCUGUUAUGCCAAGUGAAGAGACAGACGAUGAUGGGUACUUGAAGCCAAGAGAGAUCGGUCCUCCUGGUUACAAGGCCGCAUUGUUUAACGGGAACGUGCCUUCAGGGAGUAACAGAGACUUACAAGGAAGUAACAGAAGCUUGACCAAUGAAUCUAAAUCAAAGGAUUUAACACAAGAAAGAUACACAGAACUGGGCUUUAAACCUUCAAACAAUGCAAAUGAUUUAGCUGAAACAGCGCUUUGAAGGGAAACAGAAGCUUGUUACAAAUACAAUAGGUUUUAAAAACAGUCUGCGAUUUGCCAGUUUCGUCACUUUUGUCCUUGAGUGUGUAAAUCGAACAAACAUUGGAAAGAGCACUAGCGAAGACUUGCACCAGUUUUAAGUGCUAUUUCGUUAAUUUUCUUUCUUUAUUUAUAUAAUAUAUAUAUAUUUUAUCUUCUCGAAGGAUGGCACGGUCGCAAAGUCCACGACAUGCCCUCUUGAAACAUGCCAUCUGCCAAGCUAAAUAGACUUCAUUUGCCAUGAGCAUUAUAUCCUUCCAGCGAGAAUCAAGAUGUUGGUUCACGAAAUGUGAUUUUGUGGACGUUGAAGUUCUGUGCGCGAUCUUCAACUGGAUAAACGUCGAAAUAUAAAUGUGACCAUUUCAUUCAGAUGGUUUACACUCUUUUUCUUAUAAGAAUAUUGUUUUUGCGGCCGAGGCUGAAUAUUCAUAUUUUUCUGCCGAUUUUAGGCUGAAAAUAUUUUUGUGAAUAUUCUUAGAUUACAGCGUAUGACUUUUCUGUUUUCGAAUGUAUUUAUUGUCUGGAUGGUGUUGUGCAAAGCCUGAUAUUGCGCACAUACCUUCUUGAACAAAUGUUAUUAGCACCGAACAUACGGCUAGUGCUGCCUUUGUUGCUUUUUGGCUGGUUUUACCGUUAAGAGAAACAAAGAAUUUUAUACCGUUUACUUAAAAACAUACAAUUGUGUUGUAUGUAUAAGUUUUCAUCACGCAAAAUUAUAUUCUUUUCAAAAUAUUAGCCUCGGGUUUAUUCUAGAAUAUUCUUAAAAUUUCACGAAUUUCAGCUUCGAUAUUCUUAUGAAACAUAUUCCUAUAAAAACUAAAGUCCUUAUGAAAAUACACUUUCAGUUUAUUUCCUGUAAGCCUUGAUUUAGACUUCUCCUGUUCAAUCUUUGCUCUUUCAACAAAUGCUCCCAACACUAUCCACAAUUCAAUCACGAUAACUAAAACUUGGGAACGCUUACUUCACCAAGAAUAUUUGUCCAGAAGUAAAUACCGAAACGAGUUCUUCAAGAUAUGCAGCGAAAACGUAGCAACACCAGUGCAAGGAAAAACGAUUGUUGGCACGUACCAGUAGCUUGCGUAAGAGUCAAUGUCGUUUAGA
This is a messenger RNA of Orbicella faveolata, 6412 nucleotides long. RefSeq names its product vascular endothelial growth factor receptor 2-like. Gene Ontology annotation, molecular function: transmembrane receptor protein tyrosine kinase activity; ATP binding; chitin binding. Gene Ontology annotation, cellular component: signaling receptor complex; extracellular region; plasma membrane. Lineage: Eukaryota; Metazoa; Cnidaria; Anthozoa; Scleractinia; Merulinidae. The record is from RefSeq and is a predicted model, not a curated record. Gene Ontology annotation, biological process: positive regulation of kinase activity; protein phosphorylation; cell surface receptor protein tyrosine kinase signaling pathway.